Molecule: messenger RNA, 1311 nt
Organism: Verticillium alfalfae VaMs.102
Lineage: Eukaryota; Fungi; Ascomycota; Sordariomycetes; Glomerellales; Plectosphaerellaceae
Exons: 4
Coding region: 1-1311 (436 amino acids)
Source: RefSeq, a predicted model, not a curated record
AUGUUCCCCCGUCCGAUCAGCACGACGGGCGGCGUCCGAGCGUUCGCGAAACAGAACAAACAGGUCGUGGACGUGGGAAACACGCUCCCAAUGAGAAGAGGCGAGAGCCAAUCGCUGGCGGCGCGUGCCGAUUGGUCCGGCGCCCUCGCACGGCGCGUCAAGAUUGGGCCGGGGUCGGGGACCAAUGGCGAGGGCGAUCUGGGGUAUGACGGGCGGCCAAUGAGCGCGUGGGAGCCGGCGGGACAAGUGGGACAAAGCCAGCGGCAAGCCAAACCGCUGCCGUUGCGCCGGUUCAUGCUGGAGACACGGCAGCUAGCCGGGCGGGCAUCCUCACAGCGGCCCCCCCUCUCGAGCGGCAAGCGGCUCCUUGGGCCUCUGCCUGGUCUGGUAACACCUGAUUGCCAGCCCUGGCAGGCGACAGCGGAGGAGGGCACAGCCGGCGGGCCUGAAGCUGGCGUGAGGGCGGCUUCGUCUGGUGUAAGCGCCGUCCUCGACGACAGAAGGCAUACUGGUGGUGAGGCGACUACGGUAGUCAGCUGGCUGGCCAAGCAGGUCGCGUGCGACCAGACAACACCAGCACCGCGUCUACCACCGGCUCCCUUCUACUGGCCUUGUCGGUGCCACGCUAGAGCUGUACGAAGCUGGAGCCCUCGGUGUCGUGGUGUCAAGGUGUCAUGGCAUGUCUUGGUGUCUAAAAAUGAGUCAGAGACGCCUGCAGGAUACCUGCAUACCUGCCUGCAUCGAGCGCUGGCCAGUGGGAGGGGAGAAGCGGGUGGUACAGGGGAAGGAACCCCGGAUCGAGGGUACAAGACUACAACAGUGUCUGAAGCCCCAAGUCUGCACUGUAUUUGGGCGUGCCUUCCCGCCGCACAGCACAGUUCGCCAUGUCCACUCCCCAUCGUCAAACCUCCACGUCCAUUCUCCUCCAUUCUCCGACAUGCCACUAUCAAACCCAUCAACCGCUCCGCCAUCCCAUCCCUCAACCGCCCUGCAAGCCUCUCGCCCUGUCUCCCUCAUCCUCUCCCGAUCGAAAAGAACCCGUCGUGUUUCAGAUGCACACCCCGGCUCCAAGCCCUGUCGCGUCUCAUGGUCGAGACCCAGACGCAGGCCCAGCCUGAGCCCGAUGCGGUCAUUGUCUUCAGUCGAACAGCCCUUUCUCUGCCGACAUGGCACCAAAAGGCAAAAGACACGGAGCCUGCGGCAACCCUGUCCACCGUGGGAACGAACCGUGGACCCCAGAGCAGAGGCCCGCCGCCGACCCUUUCGCGCCGCAUCACCAUCCAUUGGGCUCCAGUCGUCCUGCCAUCAUAA